Ruditapes philippinarum (Manila clam) is the source of this 952-nucleotide messenger RNA. RefSeq lists its product as uncharacterized. The coding region runs from base 16 to 861 and encodes 281 amino acids. NCBI's taxonomy places the organism in Eukaryota, Metazoa, Mollusca, Bivalvia, Venerida, Veneridae. The transcript has 8 exons. The record is from RefSeq and is a predicted model, not a curated record.
CAACCGGGGUAAGAAAUGCUAACAAUUUUAUUUGUCCGGGCCUCAUUUUGUGUAACUACGGGUAUAAAUACUGGCACAUGCAGUAACAUCUUCACUAUUCUUCUUGGACAGACGACAUUAGAGGAAAUAAUGCAGCUUCAAGUUUUCAUUCCUUUGUGCGUGGUCUUCUUGUGUGUUGUUGAUAGCCGCAAUACGGAUUUUCAACGACGCCGUUUCCCUCCAGGGUCUAGAGAAGUAACAACCGAGGAGCCCAUUCCCACAGAGACCUACCCGUCUUCCCCAGAUGAGGUUCCUGAUGUCGAAAUUCCAGAAAUAGAUUACGAAAACUGGCCAUACGCAAUGAUGGAAUUUUCAAGUCUGGUUGGUAGAUGUGUAACAGCACGACUUGUAGCAGGGAGGUCACCAAACAAACCCCAAAGACAAUUUCUAUCGUUUGCUUGUCCACGUAUAUUUGAGGCAGCCAAACAUUAUGCAGAGUCGGAAGAAGGCGAAAAAGAUAAGAUAGAAGAGUUUGCGGAAAAAAGCUUUGGUCUGUUACAAUGCGCAAACCUUUAUGCUGAAAAGGAAAAUGUUGAAGCCGUCAGGAAAAUGAUGAAAUCUGGUCCAAAGAGGUCUAGGCAUUACAGCCCUCCAGGUCUAAGAGCUGAAUCUACAGUAACAGGUGAUUGGUCAGUUGAAGAAAUGUCCAAACUUCUGUUUGAGGAGUCGAGAGAACUGUACGACUUGUGUGCCAAGACAUUUAAUGACGCUUCCAUAUCUGUAGGUGAACAAAACAUGGAUAUGCAGAGAGCAAAUACACCAGCAAAGCGUUUUAUUUUCAUCACUAUGGGAAUUAUUGCUGCUGUGUCGGCUAUUGGAUAAAAAACCAAGCCAGCUUACGUUAUGGGGGAGUUGUUGUUUUUUCAAAUUACUUGUUUGUUUAUGAAAGAUUAUUAAAUUGUACUUUAAAACA